CGCGUAGAAGCCAAAACAGGCCAAGAAGAAGACGCGGAGAUACCGAAGGCGACACGCUCACACGACACGGUUAUUAAAGCAGAAAGCCACCUCCGAAUCAACGGCAAUGAAGGCCGAAUCCCCGCGUCAUCUUCUCCGCAACCCGUCUCUGCUCAUCCUCAUCCUCCUCGCAGCAGCAGCAGCUUUCCCCCUCGCCCAGAUCGCCAUGGCGACCGAGCCGGAGCAGACGCCCGCGGCGCAGGACGCGGCCGUGCACAUCGUGUACGUGGACCGCCCCGAGGGCGCCGACGCCGAGGAGUUCCACAUCCGCACCCUCGCCCCCGUCCUCGGCAGCGAGGAGAAGGCCAAGGACGCGGUCCUCUACCACUACAAGCACGCUGCCAGCGGAUUCUCCGCGAAGCUCACCCCCGCGCAGGUCGAGGACCUCAAGAAGCAACCCUGUGUUCUUCAGGUCACCCCUAGCCAGACCUACCAGCUCCAUGGAUCCGAGGGUGGACAUGCCGGCACCACGCGCACCAUGGGCCUCAUGUGAUUCCCCAGUGUAUGAUGAUGUUCUAGUACGAGUGUUGUGUGAUGGAUGUGCAUCUCAUGGCUUGCUGUGUAAUGUUAAAUAAGGGAUGUAUCCGCGUAACCAAGUGAAAUGCACAUGUACCUGCAAGUUUGAUACCAAUGUGAGGCAAACGAAUUGCUUGA
Lolium perenne is the source of this 693-nucleotide messenger RNA. RefSeq names its product subtilisin-like protease SBT3.17. The record is from RefSeq and is a predicted model, not a curated record. NCBI's taxonomy places the organism in Eukaryota, Viridiplantae, Streptophyta, Magnoliopsida, Poales, Poaceae.